Molecule: messenger RNA, 222 nt
Organism: Echinops telfairi (small Madagascar hedgehog)
Lineage: Eukaryota; Metazoa; Chordata; Mammalia; Afrosoricida; Tenrecidae
Product: small nuclear ribonucleoprotein G-like
Exons: 2
Coding region: 1-222 (73 amino acids)
Biological process (GO): mRNA splicing, via spliceosome
Cellular component (GO): precatalytic spliceosome; SMN-Sm protein complex; U2-type prespliceosome
Molecular function (GO): RNA binding
Source: RefSeq, a predicted model, not a curated record
AUGAGCAAAGUUCAUCUGCUCGAGCUGAAAAAAUCUAUGGGCAAGAAGUUAUCAUUGAAAUUCAAUGGUGGCAGGCACAUCCAUGGGCUACUUUGGGGAUUUGAUCCCUUUAUGAAUCUUGUGAUAGUUGGAAGUGUGGAGAUGGCAGCUAGUGGACAACAGAACAAGAGAAUGGUGGGAAUACAAGGCAAUAGGAGCAUCAUGUUAGAAGUCUUGGAGUGA